CUGUGUUUCUUGGAGACGUCUCUAAACUUGGUCUCAGAUGAAAUAACAUAAAGCACUCGGAUAGGAGAAUGAUGCGGAUGAAAAGUGGGAAAAGAGGACGAUGACGAAGAUGAUGAUUUAUUUGAAUUACUUCGAGGACACAAGCCAUGGAUUGUUGUUGUCGGUCUUCGCUGAAGACUGGCAGAUUUACAACCUUCCUUGUCCUCCUUAAAGGUAAAGCAUGUAUUUUUAUUCAGUGUUUCAGUGUGCUUGUACUGCUCAGCUUGACACAGCAACAUUUGCUCAACCAAUACCGUGAGUUUUGGGCAUGGCUAUGAAACGCAAAAAGGCUGGAGAGAUGAUGGGCUGGAAUGAUGAAGCGAUGAAGGGAGGGAGAGCGAGGUUCACAGGAUUGAGUCGAGGUUGAUUAAACGCUUUACGGUUCAUUUCAUGACCUCCCAAAUGCUCUGCGGUAAUGCUGCCAAACCCUGCUAGAACUCAUUCAGGACGCCUCUCACUGCUCUAAUUUUAAUGAUGCUCUUUAUGGCAUGUUCAGACGUGGAUAUUCAAGCUUGAGCAUUAGCAUUAGCAUCUAGCUAAAGCCUAAAUUCAUUACUUUUGGGUUUGUACAUUUAAAAAUAUGUGAGCUUCAAACUUUUCAUACUAAAAAAGUACUUCAUCCAGGCACUUUUGAGAUACAAUAAUCAUAGUAAUAUGAUGCAGGGCUUAUAGAACUAGUAAAACCAAAUAAAUUUAGACGUGAAUGGGUGAUUUCUGCUAGAGACAAACCUUUUUACCUGGAACAAUAAAAAACAUCACGCUCAUGGUUUUAUACAUGACAUGCGUAAACAUGCAUAAAACGGGCAUGGCGCUUCUGUGUACAGUGGCUUUCCUCUCCUCCCGUAACCUUUUUCUUUGUCACUCUCGAUCCUCUUUUCCCCUGGAGGAAAACACAAGGGGUGUUACAUUUGGUCUGUCUGGUUUAGUAAGUGUCUCUCUCUCCCGGCUGAGCUCUUGGCAUUCCUGCCCACAACAUCAAUGUCAUUAGUUCAAAGUCUUUCCUUUUUUUUCACCAGACAGUCUGUCCACCAUGGGCUGUACAAUCCUCUCUAUCGCUCAUAUCCCCUAUGCCCCAGUUAGCUUAGCUCUUCCACCAGCGUAAAUGUAAGCAAUCAGCUGCCGCACAGCUGCUUUUGCUCCAUGUCUUUUGGGUUGUGUGUAUAGAGUAAAAAAGCCACAUUUAAAAAAAUGAUUAGAGCCCCUUUUUAGCAUUAACUGAACAUAAUGGCAACUGAGUGAUGUACUGUUCCAUGGUAUUCUCUGAGUAAUGAGUACCAUGGUUUUACUAUCUGACACAAUCUUUGUAUCAUCGUCUGCAACAAUAGUCUUUUGUAAGAGGGGGUCUGACUUUCCAUUGAACCCUCUGUUUUUACAUGUAACUUCAUUACCAAACAUCUGAUUCAUCGACUCAUUAGAAUCGGAUGAUUAAAGUUCACGUUCACUGUUUUUGGAGCGUUUGUUUACAGAAUGGCUGGAUGAGACUCAGUGAGACAGAGAAGGAGAGAGGUGGUGUUUUAAAGCUUUCUUAUAAACAGAAAGUAAUGGGUGGUCUGUUUUUGUGCAGUUAGCUGUGGUCCACUCAUGCCGUUCCAGGAGCUCCCCUCAUUUGCUCCCAAAUGCAGUGGUGUUUAAAAGUUAAGCACUGUUGACCUCUGCUGGUCACUAAGUGGACUGCAUAUACUGCAUCAAUGCCAGCAUGACCCCUGGUGGCACUGCCUAUACAACUGCUCAUAUGAGAAUUAAAUAAGAGCAGAACUUAUGUUACGGCAUCAGCCAGCAUGAUAAGAAAGUAAAAGUGGUGCUACAAAAUGUCCUGGAUGAUUGAUAGAUAGAUGGACGGACAGACAGACAGACAUAGAUAGAUAGAUAGAUAGAUAGAUAGAUAGAAGGAAAUGACUGGUUGCAAAUGAAUUGACCAUCCUGUAAUCCAGUGAAUCCAGGCAGAGGAUUAGAGUCUCAUCUGUGUCUCGCUCAUUCUCUCUCAUCUCCUGCUGUGUUUUUACCGUAAGAUGAAGAGUCUUGAGUGUGUCAUAAUCCCAGCAAACAGCACAAAUCACUCAUGUGAGUGAAGAAUGACUGUCAUACGCACUGCACUGCAUCCUGAUGUCAGAAUAUCAUCUUCAGCUGUCAGACUCUUUUUAGGUCAGAGCUGUAGUUUAUAUCAGAGGUCCUGGAUGAAACUCAACCCUCCUUCCGCAGAUACCUGCACAGAUACAUGAUCUAAGGGGUUCAGGUGAACAGCGGCGGCCCACCUGCUCUCACCUACUGAAGGAAUGGGGAGAACAAAUUAGGUCAAUCCAAUCAAGACCGGAUCUAUAACAUAAGCUGCCCCUGUACAAUAGCGCUUCCCUCCUGGCUGCAAACACACAAGGUCUGCUGUACAGACAUAUACACACACUCCCCACCUGCGGCUGCUCCUCUGAUGACAGACAACAAACUCAGAACCUCCAGGAUGCAUCUGUUGUUUGUGCUUCCCUUGGUGCUCGAUGUUCAGUCCAUCUCCAUGAUCCAUAACUCCACCUAUGACUGCACCUGCGACCUGGUGCUCAAAAUCGCCAACUGCACCAGCAGCAAUUUCACCCACCUGCCUGCUGCCCUUCCACCCCUCACCGAACAGCUGGACCUGUCCCUCAACCAUCUGAGUGCCAUCCAGCCCCGAGCCUUCCACGGCACACGAAGACUUCGUGUUCUGCUGCUGAGCGACAACGUGAUCGGUGCGCUAGCCGACGGGGCAUUCUCUCUUCUAGAAGGACUGUUGAGGUUGGACCUGAGCCGAAACCGAAUCUCAUUCCUGAGUGAAGGAUUUUCACAGGGUCUCGGUUCCCUUCGAGAUCUGUCACUGGCUGAGAACCGAUUGACCAGCUUGGACAGCAGUUGUUUCGUCCACUUUGACGCCCUCCAAAGACUCAACUUCAGCCAUAAUACUAUCGAGACCAUCAAGAUGAGGGCGUUUGGGUCCAUGAGUACCCUACGCCAGCUACACCUCAACUCAAACAAUUUAACUCUUCUCAGAAAUGGUAUCUUCUCUAUGCUACGAAACCUCGAAGUAUUGAAUUUACACCACAACCAGAUACACUACUUGGACGUCGGCGUGCUUUCGCCACUGACCGGUCUCGCUGUACUGGACCUCACCAACAACAACCUCUCCACCAUUCAGUUCAAGACCUUCCUGAGUCUCAACACGUACAGCACUCACAUAAUGCUCCAAGGAAACCCGUGGAAUUGCGACUGCGAUCUGCAGCGAGUUUUCCGGAAGCUCUGUAACGUCAAACGGCUCUUUCUGGACGAUUACGACAACCUCACCUGCGUCAAUUUGGACGAAAGUCACAGGAACUACACGAUGAAAGAGGAGUUCUGCAUUGCAGAGAUGGUUACUGUCCUGGUCAUCACCAUCACAGUGAUCAUCACUGUUGUAGCUGCCAUCGUCAUGGCGGAGAAGAAACGUAAAAAAAAGAACAAAGAAAAGCACUGGACGGAAGUCGGCGAGGUGUCCUGUGCAUCACAAGCCUGAACCAAUGGCAAUAAUGUAAAAAGGAACAAUAAUCUUGCAUUAUACUUGUAUGACAUUAUGCUUUAGGUUGUCAAAUUCAGGGAUUUUGAAGAUUUUGUGAAGGUAAAUUUAGAACUUUUUAAGACCAAGUAAAGAAAAUGUAAGAAAUAAAUUGAAUGGAACACAAUACGUCAAUAUGGUCUCUAAAUGUAAAUGUCUUGUAUUAGCAACCCUUAAAGUUUGGAAAUACAACUUCCAGCAGAACUCAAUUGCUUUUUAUUUCUAUUCGUUACUUCAGAUUUCAAUAGUUCUGCUCCCAAUUAAUAGAAUCUGGAAAUAACUUUUACUGUACUUUCUGAUCACACUACAAAAACAUUGUUCUUUGUCAAUAAUUUUGUCUUGGGAAAAGAAGGAAAAACAAGUUUCAUCCCAAGUAAGCAAAGGAUGUUUCUAUGCAACAUUGUGCAUGCAACAUUUUAAUGCCAUGACUUUAUGAAUUUAGGCCUUAAUUUGCGAAAGGGCAAGUUAAGACUUAAGAACUGCAUCAUAUUUUUAAACAUUUUUAAAGUAAUUUGAUAAAACCUCAUGGUAGCUGGUUCUUUAUGUGAACCACAUUCAAACCUAAAUGGAUGGUCUAAAAUGUUUAUUCUAAGUAUGACUGAAAUACAGAAGUAAUGACAAAUGUAAUAAAGAAAUGUGUAUAUUUAUUUAUAUAUAAAUCUUGCAUCUUUAUUCAACUGUAUUAUUUAAUCAUAAAAAUGAAUAAAAAUGAAAUCACAUUUAAAUGAAUAAUAAAGUUCUCUGUGUUUACACAAGAUGGCGAUAAAUAGCUAUUUUUGUGUGUUUACAGAAACAGGACAUUGUUAUAAAUCAUGC
This is a messenger RNA of Labeo rohita (rohu), 4405 nucleotides long. RefSeq names its product leucine-rich repeat-containing protein 15. Gene Ontology annotation, cellular component: plasma membrane. The record is from RefSeq and is a predicted model, not a curated record. The transcript is spliced from 7 exons. The coding region runs from base 2462 to 3550 and encodes 362 amino acids. NCBI's taxonomy places the organism in Eukaryota, Metazoa, Chordata, Actinopteri, Cypriniformes, Cyprinidae. Gene Ontology annotation, molecular function: protein binding.